AUGGGCGACAUCGAGGCGAAUGAGAAAGAGAUCCAAAUAUGGAAGAUGCGAAAGCUCAUCAAGAAGCUCGAGGAUGCGCGAGGAAACGGGACUUCGAUGAUUUCGCUCGUGAUCCCGCCGAAGGGGCAGAUCAACUUGGUAAAUAAGAUGUUGGUGGAAGAGAUGGGCACGGCGACGAACAUUAAGUCUCGGGUGAACCGACAGUCCGUGCUGGAUGCCAUCGGUUCGGCGCAGCAGCGGUUGAAGCUGUACACGAAGGUGCCGCCGAAUGGUUUAGUGGUGUAUUGCGGGGCGGUGCUCACGGAAUCGGGCAAGGAACGACAGAUGAGGAUCGAUUUCGAACCCUUCAAACCGAUCAAUACGUCGCUUUAUAUGUGCGAUAACAAGUUCCAUACCUCGGCGUUGAGCGAUUUAUUGCAAAACGACCAAAAAUACGGUUUCGUCGUCAUGGACGGUAACGGAACACUCUUUGGAACGGUGUGCGGUAACCAUCGCGAAAUUUUACAAAAGAUUAGCGUUGAUUUGCCAAAGAAACACGGUAGAGGUGGUCAGUCCGCGCUUCGUUUCGCGCGCUUGCGUUUGGAAAAGCGUCAAAACUACCUAACCAAGGUCGCUGAGCUCACGACGCAGCACUUCAUCACGAACGACAGGCCCAACGUCGCGGGCCUUGUGCUCGCCGGUUCGGCGGAUUUCAAAAACAAGCUCUCCGAGGCUGAUUGCUUCGAUCAACGCUUGCAGGAUGUAGUCCUCGCCGUGGUUGAUGUGUCUUACGGGGGCGAGAACGGCUUUAAUCAAGCCAUUGAGCUCUCUGCGGACACCCUUUCGUCGCUUAAGUUUAUUCAAGAGAAGAAAUUGGUGGGUAAGUUCUUCGACGAAAUCGCGCAGGACACUGGCAAGUACGUGUUCGGCAUCAACGACACCCUAACGUGCUUGGAGAUGGGUGCGGUGGAAACAUUGGUCUGUUGGGAAGACCUCGCUAUUCAGCGCGUGUCUCUCAAGAACAGUCAGACGGAAGAGGAGCACAUCAAGUACCUUCGUCCAGAGGAAAUCGCCGCCGACGGGAACGAUCACGUACGCGAUGCCGACGGCAACGACUUGGAAGUUGUCGACACAGUCCCAUUAUUGGAAUGGAUCGCUGAGGAGUACAAAAAAUUUGGCUGUGUUUUGGAGAUAAUCUCUGAUAAGUCUCAGGAGGGCAACCAGUUCUGCCGAGGCUUCGGGGGCGUCGGUGGUUUAUUGCGUUACCAAGUUGACCUCGCCGCUUUUGAGGUCGCCGCCGACGCCGACUCCGACGCUUGGGACUCCGACGACUCCGAAUGUUUCAUCUAA
Ostreococcus tauri is the source of this 1329-nucleotide messenger RNA. RefSeq names its product Peptide Chain Release Factor eRF1/aRF1,N-terminal. The transcript has 3 exons. The coding region runs from base 1 to 1329 and encodes 442 amino acids. The record is from RefSeq and is a predicted model, not a curated record. Gene Ontology annotation, cellular component: cytosol; translation release factor complex. NCBI's taxonomy places the organism in Eukaryota, Viridiplantae, Chlorophyta, Mamiellophyceae, Mamiellales, Bathycoccaceae. Gene Ontology annotation, biological process: cytoplasmic translational termination. Gene Ontology annotation, molecular function: translation release factor activity, codon specific; sequence-specific mRNA binding.